AGUUGCUGAAAAGGGAGGAGGAAUCUUCCUUGAGUGGACAGGAUUUUAGCACCUAGGGCUAAGCCAAUAAACCUCUGCCACCCAGAUCUGACCGGGAACAAGGAGCGGCAGUGUGUCUGGAAAUGCUCCCAGAGCCGGGUAGAGCAGGAGAGACAAAGAGACCAAAUAGAAAGAAGUGUGCUCGCUGGUGGGGGGGGAGAGGCGGAGAGAAGCCCCCCGUGUCUGGUAAUUGCCCGUGCAGCUGGAAGCAGGACGCCGAAAGCAGCAUCCUGCAGGAGAACUGGCUGGAGCGAGCGCCACGCUGGGCCCAAGGCUCUGAAAAGCAAGAUUUCUGGUGUGGGUUAAGCCUGCAUCUCUUGGGGAACCUCAGGGGAGUGUGGGGCAGAAUUUGCUUAAGACCCGAAGAUGCUCUUUCCUCCCAAUUCCAGCAGCUCUCUCGCCAGCCCGGCCGCCCACACCCGGAGUGAUUUGGAUUGAACGUAGGGCUCGCCCAGUGUGUCGCUGAGCCCCUGAGCUCUCCCUUCGCGUCCCAUCUUAGCCAGCCUGACUGCGGCCUGCUCUGGGGACCAUGGAGGGGUCGGUCCAUGGGAGCAGCAUUGCGACUACUCUCCUCUGCGGCUGUCUUCUGAGCUCCGUCUGUGCUUUGGUUGACACGGACGACGUCCUCACCAAGGAAGAGCAGAUUUAUCUGCUGGGUGAAGCGAAGGAGAAAUGUCAAACAAACGUCAAAGCCCAGCUGGAGAAAAUCAAAGAUGCCAGCUGCUUCCCGGAGUGGGACGGAAUUAUCUGCUGGCCCGAGGGCUCCCCAAGCCAAGAGGUGUCGGUCCCGUGCCCAGAGUACAUCUACGACUUCAACCAUAAAGGCCACGCCUACAGACACUGUGAUGCCUAUGGGAAUUGGGAGCUAGCGCUCAACAUCAACAAGACGUGGGCGAACUACACGGAAUGCACCGAGUUUCUCACCCCGGAGCGCCGGAGCCGAGAGAAGGAAGUGUUUGACCGCCUGCACAUGAUGUACACCAUCGGCUACUCCAUCUCCCUGGCCUCCCUCAUUGUUGCCGUGUGCAUCCUCUGCUACUUCAAGCGCCUGCACUGCACACGGAACUACAUCCACAUUCAUCUCUUCGCCUCCUUCAUCUGCCGGGCCGCCAGCAUCUUCGUGAAGGACGUGGUGCUUUACUCCGGCUCGCUGCCCGAGGAGCUGGAGAAGAUGCGAGUGGAUGAUUUAAAGGGCGAGGUGGGCCCCUUUCUGGGACACCGGACCCAGUUGGUGGGCUGCAAGGUGGUUGUGACACUUUUCCUUUAUUUCCUGGCCACCAACCACUACUGGAUUCUGGUGGAGGGACUCUAUCUGCACAGCUUGAUCUUCAUGGCCUUCCUCUCCAACAAGAACUACUCGUGGGCCCUCACCAUCAUCGGCUGGGGUCUCCCUGCUGUAUUUGUGUCUGUUUGGGCCAGUGUCAGGGCCUCCCUGGCGGAUACACAAUGCUGGGACCUCAGCGCUGGGAAAAUGAAGUGGAUUUAUCAAGUCCCUAUCUUAGCAGCCAUUGUGGUGAAUUUCUUCCUCUUCCUCAACAUCGUGAGGGUUCUGGCGUCGAAGCUCUGGGAGACAAACACGGGGAAGCUAGACCCUCGGCAGCAGUACAGGAAGCUGCUGAAGUCCACCCUGGUGCUGAUGCCACUCUUUGGGGUCCAUUACGUGGUGUUCAUGGCAAUGCCCUACACUGAAGUCUCCGGCGUCUUAUGGCAAAUACAGAUGCACUACGAGAUGCUGUUCAACUCCUCCCAGGGUUUCUUUGUGGCUUUUAUCUAUUGCUUUUGCAAUGGAGAGGUGCAGGCGGAGAUUAAGAAAGCCCGUUUCCGGAGGAGCCUGGCGCUGGACUUCAAGCAGAAAACACGAGUCACCAGCACGGGGGGGAGUUGCUAUUAUGGUGGGCUGGUGUCACACACCACCAACAGCGUCAGCAUGAGCAUCGCCGGACGGGGGCCGGCAGGGGCAGGGCUGCAGCAGAGCGCCAAGCACCGGGUCCUGCCGCUGUCCCCACACACCAGCCUGCUGGGAUAUAUCCCGAGCUCCUCUGCUUCCGACAACUCUGUGCCCCCCCCAACCCAAGAGAUUCCCCAGAAGGCCCCUGGGGAGAACGCCAAGGACUUUGUGUGCUUCCCAGACCUGGGUCCAAGUCAUUCCAGCCUGAGCAAAGAGGUGGAGACCAUGCUAUGAAGAGAGCAAGCAUGUCUCCAACCAGACCCUCCAGACGGGUCCGGAAAGAGUUUGUAGUGUCAUGUGGCUGCCAAAAGGACGACUGUAGUUUUGGGCUGGCUACGAACAGGCAUUAUGCCAAGCAGAAUGGUUGCCAUGGUCCCUCUGUCUGCAGCUCUGUUGUGACCGAACCUGGAAUACAAGGUUAACCACACGAAAAUGUGGGUAAAUUGGAUGGUCAAAGAAGAGCAAGAGAAAUGAUCCAAGGACUGGCAGAUGAGAAAAGCUGUGAAGAGCUCAAACUGGACAGCUCAGCUAAGAGGCAACGUGGGGACGGGAAUUUGCUGGAUUGGGGCCAUGGGGCCUAAAGAGGUCGUCCUCUUCUGCACCGUACUUCUAACUUUAGGCACAAGCAGGCCCCUUGAAAUCUGCUGAACUACUGUGAUUUUAAAGGGAUUUAGAUGCUUUGCUGGAUCAGGGCCUUUCAGAGCAAAUGAGCAAAGCUUGGUCAUUCCCCGCCAUGUUGGUUUGCAGCGGAAUGAUUGACAGGGCGGAGGGUAAUCCCAGAACAUUUGGUAGCUAAAUUCCACACUACAAAACUCAAGGCAAGGAGGCAGCAGGCUGUCAGCUCAGGCCCACAAACAAGGGCGGUCAGACGGGUCAGUCUGGUGGAACGCAUGCGGCUUGGACCACCGUGCGUGCCAACGAGCUGUGCCCUGUUUCGCUGCAACCUGGUGGGUGCUUGGGGAGGUCUGUCAGCCGACCCAAGUGAGCAGGGGGUUAUGCUGAACUGUGACCCUCCCUCCCCCAAUUAACAUGCUAGUAAUGGCGAGUGCUGUGGGCGCUGCUCUGGGGGUGGAAGCUCACCGACCUUCUCACCCAGAAACUUUUAUUAAAACCAGGCACCAAACAGUGACUCCUUUGGUGCUUUCUAGGAUGAAGAGGCAGUGUGGUCUAGUCGGCAGGGCACUGCACUGGGAGUGAAGAGAUGUGGUCAUAGUCACAUCUCGGCCACUGACUUGCUGCUGGGUGAUCCUGAGCAAGUCGCUCCCUCUGUGUGUGUCUAGUCUACUUGGACCUCAAAAUCGCUGGGGCAGGAGUCUCUGUGUUUCUACUGUGUCUAGCACACUGGGGCCCUGAUCACCGUGGGGGGGCCUCUACCUAUCACCAACAUAUAAAUACAAAACUGACCUGGGCCCUCUUCUAAUGCAGAUAACUGCCCCCUGCCUUGCUAAAUGACACUUGCUGAUUCAACUGGACAUAGGAAUGUUCUUUCUUUGCAGCGUAUGUGGUCAGUGUUCUACCCUGUGGGUGGUGGCACAUCGGUAGCAAUUCCUUACCUGUCUCCCAAGUGAUGAAGGGAGGGUCAAUUAAUGACAACAAUGGCACAAAGUGCUUCAAGAUGCUUUGAUGAGAGGGGGUCUGUUCUGCUCUUGCUGCACAAGAGGAAUAAUGGGGCCUAUUUUCAUGAGUGCUAAGCAACCACAAUGACACUUAAAUGGUCAAAGUAGGCUCAGUAUCUCUGAAAAUCAGGCACAUGCGUAUCGCCUUCCGUAGGAGGUUCUAAUUGCUAUAUAAAUAGCAGCAGCACCUUCACAUCACAUCUAGUAGGUAGACGAGUUUAUCCCCAUUUUACAGAUAGGGAAACUGAGGCACAGCGAGGGGAAGUGACAGAGGCAGAAAUAGAAUCCUAGCACCCUGAUUUAGACACUGGACUAGGCUCCCAGCAAGUGUUUUUUUCUAACAUGGAUCAUGCUCCCACUCCCCUGGAAGAAACAAGUUCCUAGAGCGACUCCAGCAGGGCCUCCUGUCUUACAGGCACAUUCUUUUCUUGACUAGCCAACACACAACGCACUAAACACACAGACACUUUGUUCUGUGGAGAAGGCACCAGCCCCUUUGUGGAUCUAACACAAGCCUGCGAGCUGACUUUUAUAAUUCCCUGGCACUGCUCGGUAUUUGCUCAUUGAAAUCUGAGAGGCCUCUGGCAGCCUAGAGACCACAGUGAGGAAUUUCAAUAGUGGUAUCAAAAGAGUGAAGGGGCAAGAUGAAAAAGGAGAGAAACAGAAGGCCCUGACAGAUCCACGGCUUGGUCCUGGCAACCACAAGCUGAGCCCCAUGAAGGGAGAGUAACAGAGUGGGGGGAUGCAGAUGGAAACUUCCUAGCACUGAGCUGCCAGUUUGUACAAUACUCCAAAGAUGCAGAGUGUGAUGAGGCACUGAGUAGCAUUAGGGAAUGCAAAUCAUGGCCAGAGUUCCUGCACUCCAGCCAUCACACCCAUCCACCCCUGGAGGGCCAGAUCUUCACAUUCUCCAUACUGAACCUUUGUCGUGCCCAUUUCCUCCAGGCAGCUGGAACCUGGCAGAGCGCAGCCGGAGCCAAUGCAAGGCUUUGUGCUUAGACUCAUGGUGUGUAGACUUCAGGGCUUCCAUUUAAGUGGCCUGGGAGGUUACCCCCAUGCUGGUGGUCCCUUUGAACCAGAACCAUCAGCUCCUAGGCAGAGCUCCAAAGAGGGGCUCAGCUCACUAUUUCGGCUGAGUCUGAUCUGCUCUCUUUUGGUUGGCAGCUCUGAGGAAAGCUUUGUGAACUCUGCUUGUCUUUAUGAAAGAGAAUGGUGGUUAGAUAACAUCUCAGUCAGAAACUAUUCUGAAGGCCAGGCCAGCCUAAGAUACUAAGGUGCCUAGGUAAUAAGAUAGGUGUCUUAGCUUCAACUGUGAACAAGCUAGAGCAGGGAAGUGGGAGCUAGGACGCUGGGGUUCUGCUCCCAGCUGACUUGAUGUAUGACUUGGGCAAGUCAAAGCCACUCUGUGCCUCAGCUGUAAAAUGGAGACAAGACCCAUCCUAGCUCACGGCCUUUGAAUCUUAAUGUCUGUGAAGUGAUUAGCACCUUCCAUCAGAAUAUUACAGGAGAAACACAAAAACUCCUCUCACCCUUUACUAAAACCCAGUGGACUUUUGGGGAAGAAGGGGGAACUAUGAAUAGCCAUACUGGGUCAGACCAAGGGCCCAUCUAGCUCAGCAUCUGAUCUCACACACAGUGGCCAAUGCUCGAUGCUUCAGAGGGAACGAACAGAACAGAGCAAUUUCAAGUGAUCCAUCCCCCGUAAUCCAGUCCCAACUUCUGGCUAUGGAAGAUCUAGGGCACCUCUGGAGCAUUGGGUUGCAUCCCUGACCAUCUUAGCAAAUAGCCACAGAUGAACCUAUCCUCCAUGAACUUAUCUAGUUCUUUUUUUAAACCAUUUAUAUUUUUGGUCCUCACAACAUCCCCUGGCGAUGAGUUCCACAGGCUGAGUGUGUAUUGUGUGAAGUACUUCCUUAUGCUUGUUUAAAACCUGCUGCCUAUUCAUUUAAUCAGGUGACACCUAGUUCUCAGGAUACCUGAGGGUAACUCUUCCCUAUUCACUUUCUCCAUACCAUUCUUGAUAUUUUAUAGACCUCUAUCACAUCCCCCCUUAAAUGUCUCUUUUCCAAGCCGAACAGCCAUCUUUUUAAUCUCUCCUGGUAUGUUCUAUCCUUCUAAUGAUUUUUGUUGCCCUUCUCUGCAUCUUUUCCAAUUCUAAUUUUUUUUUUGGGGGGGGGGGGGAAUCAGAACAGAAUGCAGUCUUCAAGGUGUAGGCAUACAUUGGAUUUAUAUAGCAGCAUUAGGAUAUUUUCUGUUUUAUUAUCUAUUCCUCUCCUAAUAGGUCCUAACAUUGUUCGCUUUUUUAACUGCUGCUGCACAUUGAGUGGAUGUUUUCAGAA
Molecule: messenger RNA, 5942 nt
Organism: Mauremys mutica (yellowpond turtle)
Lineage: Eukaryota; Metazoa; Chordata; Testudines; Geoemydidae
Product: parathyroid hormone/parathyroid hormone-related peptide receptor-like
Exons: 13
Coding region: 569-2221 (550 amino acids)
Biological process (GO): cell surface receptor signaling pathway; adenylate cyclase-modulating G protein-coupled receptor signaling pathway
Cellular component (GO): plasma membrane
Molecular function (GO): parathyroid hormone receptor activity; G protein-coupled peptide receptor activity; peptide hormone binding
Source: RefSeq, a predicted model, not a curated record